Messenger RNA from Caenorhabditis remanei, 651 nucleotides. RefSeq lists its product as uncharacterized. The coding region runs from base 1 to 651 and encodes 216 amino acids. Lineage: Eukaryota; Metazoa; Nematoda; Chromadorea; Rhabditida; Rhabditidae. The transcript has 5 exons. The record is from RefSeq and is a predicted model, not a curated record.
AUGCUGCGAAAUUCCAUGUCAAAUAGAAAAAAACACGAGGAUGAUCAAAAGUAUCUUUCAAGCAACCUGGCAGCGUCUUCUCGUUUGGGGAAUCAUAUUUUUGAGCUUUCUGCACUUUUAGCAAUGUCAAGAAAACUGAAAAGGAAACCAGCAUUUUUUAUUCAAGACCACUAUCACGAUCAAAUGCUGAAUGACACGGAUGUUUUGAUUCCAGGACUGGUUGAUCACUUUUUGAUAAUUAACCAGACACUGCCAGCCUCGAUAUUCCCUGUUGAAUUCAAUAUGAAAUGCUGCAUAUUCGACAAUCCAGAAAGAUUAAUGAACAAUACUGACCAGUACUUGCAUAUCAAAGGAAUGCAUUUUCAGGUUCUUAAAAAUGAAGCGUAUAUCUCAAAAGACUCGCCAUCGGAUAGUCUUCUCUACUCACGAUAUCACUGUGAUGUGGUCUUAUUCUCAGCUCCUCACUCAACAUUCGGUUGGUGGAUGGGAUAUUUUUCAAAAGGAAAUCAAGUUUAUUACACAGAUAUCAAGUAUACAAAUGACACCAGUAUACCGCAAGGACUUUUCAACCCGGACGAUUAUUUUCCACCUCAUUGGACACCUGUUAAAUAUGACAAUAUGGAUAAUGCAACUGUUAUUGAAACUUUGUAG